This is a messenger RNA of Ziziphus jujuba (common jujube), 3790 nucleotides long. Its product is annotated as aconitate hydratase, cytoplasmic. The transcript is spliced from 20 exons. Bases 450 to 3443 code for a protein of 997 amino acids. The record is from RefSeq and is a predicted model, not a curated record. Gene Ontology annotation, biological process: tricarboxylic acid cycle; citrate metabolic process. Gene Ontology annotation, cellular component: cytosol; mitochondrion. NCBI's taxonomy places the organism in Eukaryota, Viridiplantae, Streptophyta, Magnoliopsida, Rosales, Rhamnaceae. Gene Ontology annotation, molecular function: aconitate hydratase activity; 4 iron, 4 sulfur cluster binding.
UUGAUAGGGGGAUAGUUUGGAUUUGGAACUUGUUUUGGGUGCAUUUGAUCACAGACAGGUGAAGCCCACGAAUUGGGCAAAUUUUCGCAGAGGGGAUUGAGAUUUUUGAGAGGGGGAGAGAGAGAGAGAGGCUCUUCAAUUAUAUAAAGCUCGCAACUAAGGCAGUUACUUCUAGAAAAGUGGCACGCAGCCCUAGGUCUUCUUUCAAUUUUCAGCCUCGCCACACGCCACACGCCACACGCCACACUCUCUGUUAACUUUCUCUUUCUCUCUCUAUCACUAACUCAGACCAGAACAGUCGUAAAGCCGUUGUUGCUAAGCUCACCUCCUCCAUUACUUGUUUGUUUUCAAGCUCUCUUUCUCUCUGUCUCUGAGCAGAGCAAUCAAAAUCCUUAUCCACUCUCUCUCUCUCUCUCUGCUCUGCUAUUUUCUAUGAAUGCGUGAUCGUCAUGUAUAUAACGGCAUAUUCAUCAGCUUCCUCUUCGCUCCUCAGGGCUUCUAGGGCUUCGAGGAUUUUCCAUUCGUCGCUAAAUCCUUCUUCGAGGGCUUUUGCGGCGUCCAAUCCGAAGCUCUCGCCGUCUUCCACUGCCUAUCGAUCCCUCAGCUUCUCCUCUGCGGUUCGCUCCGUGCGCUGUGCCGUACCCCGCUGGAGCCACGGCGUCGAUUGGCGCUCUCCUUAUAGUCUUCGCUCUCAGAUCAGGGCUGUUGCUCCUGUGAUCGAACAGUUCCAGCGCAAGAUCGCUACUAUGGCUCCUGAAAACCCUUUUAAGGGAAACCUGACAAGUCUUCCAAAGCCUGGAGGUGGCGAGUUUGGAAAGUUCUAUAGCCUUCCUUCGCUGAAUGAUCCUAGGAUUGAUAAGUUGCCCUACUCUAUCAGAAUCCUUCUUGAAUCUGCUCUUCGGAAUUGUGACAAUUUCCAAGUCAAGAAGGAAGAUGUUGACAAGAUCAUUGAUUGGGAAAAGACUUCACCAAAGCAAGUAGAAAUUCCUUUCAAGCCUGCUCGUGUCCUCUUGCAGGAUUUUACUGGAGUACCAGCUGUGGUUGACCUUGCUUGUAUGCGUGAUGCCAUGAACAGACUUGGCAGUGAUUCUAACAAGAUCAAUCCUUUGGUUCCUGUAGAUCUUGUCGUUGAUCAUUCAGUACAAGUUGAUGUUGCAGGAUCAGAAAACGCAGUUCAAGCCAACAUGGAACUUGAAUUCAAGAGAAACAAGGAGAGAUUUGCUUUCCUUAAGUGGGGGUCUACUGCCUUCCAUAAUAUGCUUGUUGUUCCUCCUGGUUCUGGUAUUGUACAUCAGGUUAACCUUGAAUAUCUUGGACGGGUUGUUUUCAACAAUGAUGGCAUACUCUACCCUGAUAGUGUGGUUGGAACUGAUUCCCAUACAACCAUGAUUGAUGGGUUGGGUGUUGCUGGCUGGGGAGUUGGAGGUAUUGAAGCAGAGGCAGCAAUGCUUGGUCAGCCAAUGAGCAUGGUGUUGCCUGGUGUUGUUGGGUUUAAGUUAUCUGGUAAAUUACGCGAUGGUGUUACUGCUACCGACUUGGUUUUGACUGUGACACAAAUGCUGAGGAAGCAUGGAGUUGUCGGGAAAUUUGUUGAAUUCUAUGGGGAUGGUAUGGCUGAACUUGCAUUAGCUGACAGGGCUACAAUUGCCAAUAUGUCUCCUGAAUAUGGUGCAACCAUGGGGUUCUUCCCUGUAGAUCAUGUUACUUUACAGUAUCUCAAAUUGACUGGUAGAAGUGAUGAGACUGUUGCCAUGGUUGAAGCUUAUCUACGGGCAAAUAAUUUGUUUGUUGACUAUAAUGAGCCUCAACAAGAAAGAGUGUACUCAUCUUACCUACAGUUGGAUCUUUCAGAGGUUGAACCAUCUCUUUCGGGACCAAAGAGACCUCAUGAUCGGGUGCCUUUGAAAGAGAUGAAAGCUGAUUGGCAUGCUUGUCUUGAUAACAAAGUUGGCUUUAAGGGUUUUGCCAUACCCAAAGAAGCACAAGGAAAAGUAGUAAAGUUUUCAUUCCAUGGACAGCCUGCAGAGCUUAAGCAUGGGAGUGUUGUGAUUGCUGCAAUUACCAGUUGCACCAAUACAUCAAAUCCAACUGUCAUGCUUGGAGCUGCUCUUGUUGCAAAAAAGGCUUGUGAGCAUGGUUUACAGGUCAAGCCAUGGGUAAAAACAAGUCUUGCCCCAGGUUCUGGAGUUGUCACAAAAUAUUUAAAGCAGAGUGGACUACAGAAGUAUUUAAAUCAACAGGGCUUCAAUAUUGUUGGAUAUGGAUGCACAACGUGUAUUGGAAAUUCUGGGGACUUAGAUGAAUCAGUUGCUUCUGCUAUCACAGAAAAUGACAUUGUAGCUGCUGCUGUGCUCUCUGGAAACAGAAACUUUGAGGGUCGUGUUCAUGCCUUGACAAGAGCUAAUUACCUUGCCUCACCUCCUUUAGUGGUUGCCUAUGCUCUUGCUGGCACGGUUGACAUUGACUUUGACAAAGAACCAAUUGGGAAAGGGAAGGAUGGUAAAGAUGUCUAUUUCAAGGAUAUCUGGGCAUCAACAGAUGAAAUUGCAGAGGCUGUUCAAUCCAAUGUGUUGUCAGAUAUGUUCAAAAGUACUUAUGAAUCUAUUACGAAAGGAAACCCUAUGUGGAAUCAGUUAUCAGUUCCAGCUUCCACCCUGUACUCUUGGGACUCAAGUUCAACCUACAUUCAUGAGCCUCCAUACUUCAAAAAUAUGACCAUGAAUCCCCCUGGUGCUCAUGGAGUAAAAGAUGCCUACUGCCUGCUAAAUUUUGGUGAUAGUAUUACAACAGAUCAUAUUUCUCCAGCAGGAAGCAUCCACAAGGAUAGCCCUGCUGCAAAAUACCUUCUUGAGCGCGGUGUGGAUCGCAAGGACUUCAAUUCUUAUGGAAGUCGCCGUGGCAAUGAUGAAGUGAUGGCACGAGGAACUUUUGCAAACAUUCGCAUUGUUAACAAGCUUUUGAAAGGGGAAGUCGGUCCAAAAACAAUUCAUGUUCCUACAGGGGAGAAACUUUAUGUGUUUGAUGCAGCUUCGCGGUACAAGGAAGCUGGGCAAGACACCAUUAUAUUGGCAGGAGCUGAGUAUGGUAGUGGGAGCUCCCGGGACUGGGCUGCAAAGGGUCCAAUGCUAUUGGGAGUUAAAGCAGUUAUUGCUAAAAGUUUUGAGAGAAUCCAUCGCAGUAAUUUGGUAGGAAUGGGUAUCAUUCCUCUUUGUUUUAAGGCUGGUGAGGAUGUAGACACACUAGGAUUGACUGGCCAUGAACGCUAUACCAUCGACCUUCCCAACAAUAUUAGUGAGAUAAGGCCUGGACAAGAUGUGACUGUCAAGACCGACGAUGGGAAAUCUUUCACCUGCACAGUGCGAUUUGAUACUGAGGUGGAAUUGGCUUACUUUGAUCAUGGAGGCAUACUUCCAUAUGUCAUAAGGAACCUGAUUAAGCAGUAACUGCAUUGCUUAGCGGAGGCUCUUACUCCAUCCAGUGAGCUUUUUCAGUUGUGAAAUGUGAGGAAGGAAAUAAAAUUUCUAAUAACAGGGAAAAUCCCAUUCAAGGGACAAUUUGUUUUUUUUAGCACUAAUAGGAUUUUCAGGGUUGUUGAAUCUAUCGAGAGGAAUAGUUUUUAUUCUUUUUCCUUUUUUUUUUUUCUUUUUUCUUUGGUCAAUGAUUGCUUGUUCUCAAACAAUUAAAUAUAUGCCUUGGCCCUUGGGUUUUCAAGGGCACCAUAAUUAUUGGCACUUUUUUACGCCUUAGAAAAAUGGUGUGAAUUUAAUGAAUAUUUAAUUUGUUCAUGGCA